This is a messenger RNA of Salmo salar (Atlantic salmon), 2710 nucleotides long. It is a transcript of the gene tnni3k, whose product is annotated as TNNI3 interacting kinase. Lineage: Eukaryota; Metazoa; Chordata; Actinopteri; Salmoniformes; Salmonidae. Gene Ontology annotation, biological process: protein phosphorylation; proteolysis. Gene Ontology annotation, molecular function: aspartic-type endopeptidase activity; ATP binding; protein binding. The record is from RefSeq and is a predicted model, not a curated record.
GAUAGGGAUAGUGUUACUGCUUCACUCCUCUGUUCCACCAAACUAUACAACGUAGACAGGAAUAUAAAAAAAAGAGGUUCAAUGGGAAAUUAUAAAUCAAGACCAACUCAGACAUGUACAGAUGAGUGGAAGAAGAAGGUGAGCGAGUCAUACUCUGUGAUCAUCGAGAGGCUGGAGGAUGACCUACGCAUCAAAGACAGCGAGCUGAUAGACCUCAAACAGGUCUUCAGCUCUGAUGAAGCUUUCCAGAAAGUGAACUUGAAUUACCGGACAGGGAGCGGACUGUCCCUGUUGCAUCUCUGCUGUAUGUGUGGCGGGAAUAAAGUCCACAUAAGGACUCUGAUGCUGAAAGGCCUACGUCCAUCCAGGCUUACCAGGAAUGGGUUCACUGCUCUACACCUGGCUGUCUAUAAGGACAAUGCGGAGCUAGUGACGGCAAUGCUCCAUGGAGGGGCAGACAUCCAGCAGGUUGGGUACGGUGCCCUCACCGCCCUGCAUAUUGCCACCAUCGCUGGGCACCAUGAGGCAGUGGAUAUCCUUCUCCAGCAUGGAGCCUAUGUCAACGUCCAGGAUGCUGUGUUCUUUACUCCUCUGCAUAUUGCUGCUUACUAUGGCCAUGACCAGGUGGCAAAGCUGUUGUUGAAGUUUGGGGCGGAUGUAAAUGUGAGUGGGGAGGUGGGAGACAGACCGUUACACCUGGCAGCCGCCAAGGGCUUCCUCAGCGUCGUAAAACUUCUGCUGGCAGAGGGGAGCAAGACUGAAGUGAAUGCUCAGGACAAUGAGGACCACGUCCCGCUCCACUUCUGUGCCCGUUUCGGCCACCAUGAAGUGGUCCACUUCCUGUUGCAGGGCAACUUUGAGCUACAGCCUCACUCUGUCAACAUCUACGGAGACACCCCUCUCCACCUGGCCUGCUACAAUGGCAAGUUUGAGGUGGUGAAGGAGAUAGUGCAGCUGUCAGGCACAGAGAGUCUGUCCAAGGAGAACAUAUUUAGCGAGACCGCCUUUCACAGUGCCUGCACCUAUGGGAAGAGUCUGGAGAUGGUCAAGUUCCUGCUCGGUCAGAACGCCAUGAGCAUCAACCAUCAGGGCCGAGACGGACACACAGGUCUGCACAGUGCAUGUUUCCACGGCCACAUACGUCUGGUCCAGUUCCUAUUGGACAGCGGGGCUGACAUGAACCUGGUGGCUUGUGACCCCAGCCGGUCCAGUGGGGAGAAGGAGGAGCAGACCUGCCUCAUGUGGGCCUAUGAGAAAGGUCAUGAUACCAUCGUCACUCUGCUCAAACACUACAAGCGUCCCCUGGACGACUCCCCAUGUAACGAGUACUCUCAGCCUGGAGGAGAUGGGUCCUACGUGUCUGUGCCAUCCCCCCUGGGCAAGAUCAAAAGCAUGACCAAAGAAAAGGCAGAUGUUCUUCUCCUCCGGGCCAGCCUCCACUCAAGCUUCCAACUGCAGCUCUCUGACCUGGAGUUCAAUGAGAUCAUUGGUUCAGGCUCCUUUGGAAAGGUCUAUAGAGGCAAGUGUAAGAACAAGGUCGUUGCCAUCAAAAGGUAUCGGGCCAACACGUACUGCUCCAAGUCAGACGUGGACAUGUUCUGUAGGGAGGUGUCUAUCCUGUGUCGUCUCAACCACCCCUGUGUCAUCCAGUUUGUGGGGGCGUGUCUGGAUGACCCCAGUCAGUUCGCCAUCGCCACCCAAUAUGUCUCUGGGGGCUCCCUGUUCUCCCUGCUGCACGAGCAGAAGAGGAUCAUCGACCUGCAGUCCAAGCUCAUCAUCGCCAUCGACGUGGCCAAGGGCAUGGAGUACCUGCACAACCUCACUCAGCCCAUCAUCCACAGGGACCUCAACAGUCACAACAUUCUACUCUAUGAGGACGGGCAUGCUGUGGUGGCUGAUUUUGGAGAAUCCAGAUUUCUGUUAUCCGAGGUUGUGGACAAUAUGACCAAGCAGCCAGGGAACCUGCGCUGGAUGGCCCCAGAGAUAUUCACCCAGUGUACACGCUAUACUGUCAAGGCCGACAUGUUCAGCUAUGCCCUGUGUCUGUGGGAGCUGCUCACUGGAGAGAUCCCCUUUGCCCACCUGAAACCUGCUGCAGCAGCUGCAGACAUGGCCUACCACCACAUCCGGCCUCCUAUUGGCUACUCCAUACCCAAACCCAUCUCUGCCAUGCUAAUGAGGGGCUGGAAUGUCUGUCCCGAGGAUAGACCUGAGUUCUCUGAGGUGCUGGCCACACUAGAGGAAUGCCUAUGCAAUGUGGAGUUGAUGUCCCCAGCCUCCAGUAACAGCAGUGGGUCCCUGUCCCCCUCUGGCUCUUCUGACUGCCUGGCGAGGGGCAGUCCUGGUCGGAGUCACGUGGCUGCCCUCCGUUCCCGCUUUGAACUGGAGUACGCCCUCAACGCCCGUGCCUACGCAGUCUGGACUCAGAGCGAGGGACGACGUGAUUCCCAAGGUCCGUCUCUGGAUGAACUGAGGAGGAAUAUGCAGUUUCCACCUAUUGACCGAAAUGGGUAUGUGUCAGACCCUAUGAGCACCAUGCGCUUCCACUCCAACUGCAGCAGCAAUGGCAGCUUCGAAGACAGCAACUAACUAACAUAGAUGGGAAGUCUUCCAGCUCUACUAUGCACUAUUACUGUAGUUCAUAAAGCCAUAACCUUAUUUCUAAGUUUAUCGCAUAGACAUGUUGGUUGAUCUAGUCUUGAGUAUAAGA